Messenger RNA from Myxocyprinus asiaticus (Chinese sucker), 2421 nucleotides. RefSeq names its product B-cell linker protein-like. Lineage: Eukaryota; Metazoa; Chordata; Actinopteri; Cypriniformes; Catostomidae. The transcript is spliced from 26 exons. Gene Ontology annotation, biological process: intracellular signal transduction; cell surface receptor protein tyrosine kinase signaling pathway. The record is from RefSeq and is a predicted model, not a curated record. The coding region runs from base 166 to 1746 and encodes 526 amino acids. Gene Ontology annotation, molecular function: protein binding.
GCAGGAAACUUACCAGGAUGAGUUUACCGACCAGGGAACAAUGUGAGUCCUGGAGCCCAGUGCAGGUGGCUAGUUACCUAAGUCAGAUCAACAUGAGGGAAUGUGCAGAAACAGCGCAGAGAAAUAAAAUUGACGGCCAUCGUUUUUUGAAACUGUCUGACAGUGAUGUCAUCAAAUUCAGCCUCAUCCAUCAACCCUGUAAGCAUGCGCUGUCUAACCAGUCAAGUCUUUAUCCCCGAGUACUCAACACUAGUUAAUACUACUACUGCCAGAGUCAGGAACUCAUACAGAAUGGAGCACCUCAACAAAAUCACUGCACCUGCUACUGUUAAACUUCGGCAGCUCCAAAAAAUCGUCCAAGACAUUAAGAAGAAUGACGACAGCCUUUUCAACAGAUUAAAAAGGUUUCAGUCUGAACAAACUGCUCAUAUCCUCAAAACUGGGAGAAAUACGUUGGACCGAAUAAGGAAAAAAGGACCUCCAAAAGUACCUGCAAGGGACUAUCCAGGUGAAGCUCAUGAUAUUGAGAACAGCUCUGACUCUUUCGAGAGUGACACGUAUGAAGAGCUGGGUGAUAAUGACAACAGCUAUGAACCUCCACCGAGGUCAGAAGGUCACAAUCUGAAGGCCUUUACUAUCAGCGCAUCCAUAACAAACCCCAGAGGACAAUAUCUGGACAGCUGUCGUGGUCGACCGUUAAAACCACACAAGCCCCUUCAUCCGCAACAGAGGAACAAACCCCCACAACCGACCAAGAGCAGUACGGCCAAAGAGGAGCAUGAAGUAGAUGAUUAUAUUGAGCUGGAGGAUGAACUGGAUGAUGAUAAUUAUAUUGAUCCCACUAAAAAAACACCAACAAAGCCUCCUGUUAAUCCAGGUAUCAAACCUUGUGUUCCCGCUCGUGCAAACAGCCCAGAUUUCUGCAAGGUUCCUAACAUGGAGGGGAAUUCUCAGUCAGAGAAAAGAAGUAACAUGACUCUACAACCGAACACACAGAUGGCGCCCCCUAAAGCCAGUCCAAGAAUGCAUAUUAGAAAGCCAACCAUGACCCAAGAACCACAAUCAGAGGACGAGUAUGAAGUGUGUGACACAGACGAUAGUGUGAAUGAAAGGCUAGAGGAGAGCACAGAAAGCAGGAAACUCUCCAUACCAACACCUCGACCCCGGGAAAUGAAGAAAUCAAGUCCUGCUUUGAUGCCGAAACGAAGCGUUCCUCAGCAAGAUAAUGAAGCAACACAAACAGUUAUGCCACGAAGCCCACCGGAUAUCAUGACACCCACGCCAACUACAGGCUUCCAUCGAGCCAAGAUUCCUCUACCUCGACAGUUUCCCUCUCAGAGCAGAGGAAUGUUGCCGCCAGAAAACAGAGCAUCUCGAGAUGCUGAAGAGGAAGCUGGUGUGUAUAAUAAGAUUUGGUACGCCAGUAUCUGUGAUCGCAGGACCGCAGAGGAUGCUCUCAAACGCUCAGCCAAGGACGGGUCUUUCCUGCUCCGGAAGAGUUCAGGUAUGGACGCACAGCAGCCGUAUACUCUAGUGGUGUUCUACAACAGCCGAGUAUACAACAUCCCCGUCCGCCACAUCGCUUCCACCAAACAGUACGCUCUGGGCAAAGAGAAACAUGGAGAGGAGCGUUUCAACAGUGUUUCUGAGAUCAUUGAAAACCAUCAGAACAAUCCUUUAGUUCUGCUCGACUCACAAAACAACACCAAAGACUCCACCAAACUCAAACACCCAGUGAAACCUUGAGAAACCAUUUGAACUGGCACGAAACUGUCAAACGUCCAUCUGGAGGUGAUGUGGAGACGUUUAUAACUUCAGAUUGACAACAGCUUUGAGAGGGUGCUGACAUUAAACUAUGGGCUAGAUUCAUAUUUUACCUUCAUUAAAAAUAUUGGCAAGAGCUCCACAUUGGCAAGAAUGGGACAUGCUGCUACUUUUAAAAGUUAUUUUUGCUGAAUCACAGGCACAUAUGCCCAAAAAGUAGAAUCCAAUUACACAAGUGCUUGUUUUCUCUAGCAGUGGUAUUGUAUGUUGGUAUAAAUAACUUUGUUUAAAGCUGCUUUAAAUUUCAAUAAAUUUUUGUGGGUUUUUUUAUUUUUAUUAUUAUUAUUUAUUUAUUUGUUAUAACUGUUGGUUAAACAAAUAAACACAAUAAACAUCACUGGCACACAUUAAGGGAAGAGUCAAGGAGAUUAUGAAGGUAUAUUGUGAUCUUGUGACAAAGGAAUUUUGCAUGAAUGUCAGAUUGAGGCAAGUUGUCACAUGUUUUAUCGGUUGUAAAUAUAUAAUAAUUUACAUUUCACUCAAUUUUCACUGAAAUUGUUUUGCUGGUAAAAUAAUUUGUGAUUAAAUUAAUUUGCAGUGGUAAAUUAAUCAAUGUAAUUCUGAAAACUCAAAUAAAAGCCAUUUUUCAAACAUAUA